Molecule: messenger RNA, 756 nt
Organism: Fusarium vanettenii 77-13-4
Lineage: Eukaryota; Fungi; Ascomycota; Sordariomycetes; Hypocreales; Nectriaceae
Product: 40S ribosomal protein S11
Exons: 4
Biological process (GO): translation
Cellular component (GO): ribosome; cytosolic small ribosomal subunit
Molecular function (GO): structural constituent of ribosome
Source: RefSeq, a predicted model, not a curated record
ACGACACGCCCUCUCGUUACGGUACCUGCCCGAGAAGGAUUAUUCAAGAUGGCGACCGAGUUGACCGUCCAGUCGGAGCGUGCUUUCCAGAAGCAGCCUCACAUCUUCCAGAACUCGAAGGCCCGAACCAAGAGCACCCGACCGGGCAAGGGUGGCCGACGAUGGUACAAGGACGUCGGUCUGGGUUUCCGUACCCCCAAGGCCGCCAUUGAGGGCAGCUACAUCGACAAGAAGUGCCCCUUCACUGGUCUCGUCUCCAUCCGUGGCCGUAUCCUGACCGGCACCGUCGUUUCCACCAAGAUGCACCGAACCAUCAUCAUUCGAAGAGAGUACCUCCACUUUAUCCCCAAGUACUCUCGUUACGAGAAGCGACACAAGAACGUUGCCGCCCACGUCUCCCCCGCUUUCCGUGUCAUGGAGGGUGACCAGGUCACCGUUGGCCAGUGCCGGCCCCUGAGCAAGACUGUCCGAUUCAACGUCCUGCGCGUGCUGCCCCGAACUGGCAACGCUGUUAAGAAGUUCAGCAAGUUCUAAAUUGGAACUCUUCUGGCAUUGUUUUUGGCGUGAUAAGCAUCAGGGGGAAUGGAAAGUUUCCUCUGAAGGGUCGGGCACCGGAUGUUGCGUUGCAAACGGUUGUGCUAUAGAUGCAAUCGCGAAUAAAAAGGAUUCACGAAGACAAUUGUCUGUCUGGGGUUCAUGGUUCACUUUUGGGCGUGAUAUGGCUAGGAAAAAGGUCGUCAUGAUCUCAAGAUUACG